CAGCAAUGAGGGGCAGCAUACAUGUAUAUGGUACAAAUCAGGUAGCAGUACAGGUGCCGCCCCAUCCUUAUCGAAGCAUCCCGCCUUCCGCCUCCAGAUGUUUGUUUGAUUCGCCGGCCUAGUAGUUUCCAACGAAGGUUUCUUUUGUCCGGGGCGCAACAACCUUUCUUUUUACUCCUCAGACUCACUCACAAACAAAUCGCAUCUUAAGUAAUCUUCAUCCGACGACAAAUUCGGUUCUUAAAGUAUUUUCUACUCAGAAAAAAAACACAUUUGUCUCACCGUUCUCUAUCAUCUUUCAAAGACAUCAACGGCGAACGACAUCAUUAAGUGACUUUUCCCCACCAUUACAGAGACAUACAUCCCCACCAAAUCACUAGCCCAAGCAGUACCUCGUGAGGUCUGCGGCGUUCUUCAGCCUUCCAACUUCUCAGCUUAUAGCCUCUUUUUAAAUCUUAUUGGCACACCAACCAGGAGGCAUCUUCCCCUCCCCCGCGAAGAAUUCAUUUCGCCGUUUUCUUUCCCCCCACGUUUCUACGGAGUAGUACAAGAUGGCGUUGCCAAAGCGCAUCGUGAAGGAGACGGAGCGUCUUAUGACCGAACCGGUCCCGGGUAUCAGCGCCGUUCCCCAUGAAGAUAACCUCCGAUAUUUCGAUGUAGAGAUCCACGGCCCCUCGGGAUCGCCGUACGAAGGAGGUGUUUUCAAGCUCGAACUAUUCUUAACAGAUGAUUACCCGAUGGUUCCGCCCAAGAUUCGCUUCUUAACUAAGAUUUACCACCCGAACGUCGAUAAGCUCGGCCGAAUUUGCUUAGAUGUGCUUAAGAAUAAUUGGUCUCCUGCUCUGCAAAUCCGAACGAUUCUCCUAUCGAUCCAAGCCCUUCUUGGUGCCCCGAACCCGGACGACCCCUUAGCCGCGGACGUCGCUAAGAGCUGGAAAGAAGACGAGAAUAAGGCGAUCGCAACAGCCAAGGAGUGGACUAAGACAUACGCCACGCCCCAGUCGAAAUAGAAGAGUAGACUGCAGAAGACGAUCCACGCUGUCGCUAGUCUCACCAAGAGGAAACCCAAACCAACGCAUUGUGCCUUAAAACGUCUUCCAUUAUCGGAUACGUCGAGUACAACUAGUUCAACUGAAGUGGCUUUUGGGUCUGAGGCGAGUUUCGAAUCAGAUUCGUCGGUUUGUAUACCCCGGAAACACAAACACAAAAGUCCCCCCAGACAUUUUUAGAUAGGAGGAAUAGUACCUAGGUAGUUGAGGGUCCUCUACCCAUACCGACUCACCUGGUCCAGCGAUCGACCCGCUAUCUCCUUGGCUCUGCACAAUGGUUAAGAUUUUCCUCAUCCCUGGUUCUUUUUUUGAUUUUGUUACUAGCAUAAGACUACACUAGCGUUACGUGUUGUCUACCGCGAUGGUGAAGGAAUUAUGGGCAUGCAUGCGGUCACAGCAAUAAGUGAAAUAGAGAAUUUUAACAGCCAUUAAUUUUGUGAA
Hypoxylon trugodes is the source of this 1490-nucleotide messenger RNA. RefSeq names its product ubiquitin-conjugating enzyme E2 35. Lineage: Eukaryota; Fungi; Ascomycota; Sordariomycetes; Xylariales; Hypoxylaceae. Bases 552 to 1010 code for a protein of 152 amino acids. The record is from RefSeq and is a predicted model, not a curated record. The transcript has 4 exons.